This is a messenger RNA of Chaetura pelagica (chimney swift), 3135 nucleotides long. RefSeq names its product RecQ protein-like 5 (gene RECQL5). The record is from RefSeq and is a predicted model, not a curated record. Gene Ontology annotation, cellular component: chromosome; cytoplasm. NCBI's taxonomy places the organism in Eukaryota, Metazoa, Chordata, Aves, Apodiformes, Apodidae. Gene Ontology annotation, biological process: double-strand break repair via homologous recombination. Bases 7 to 3135 code for a protein of 1042 amino acids. The transcript is spliced from 19 exons. Gene Ontology annotation, molecular function: ATP binding; four-way junction helicase activity; 3'-5' DNA helicase activity.
UCCAGGAUGAGCAGCGCAGCUCCCCCCGGCCUGGAGGGCAGGGUCAGGAAAACGCUGCGGAAGGUUUUUGGCUUCGAGUCCUUCAAGACUUCCCUGCAGGAGAGUGCGACCAUGACUGUGGUGAGAGGCGAGAAGGAUGUCUUUGUGUGCAUGCCCACAGGGGCAGGGAAGUCCUUGUGCUACCAGCUUCCUGCAGUGCUGGCAGUGGGCAUCACCAUUGUCAUUUCACCUCUGAUUGCCCUGAUUCAGGAUCAAGUGGAUCACUUGCUGGCUCUGAAGAUCAAAGCCUGCUCUCUGAACUCCAAGCUUUCUGCCCAGGAAAAGAAGACCAUCCUGGCUGACUUAGCAAGUGAGAAGCCCAAAGUAAAACUCCUGUACAUCACCCCAGAGAUGGCAGCUGCCUUUUCCUUCCAACCCACGCUCAACUCCCUGGUGUCCCGAAACCUCCUGUCCUACCUGGUCAUCGAUGAAGCUCAUUGUGUGUCCCAGUGGGGACACGAUUUCCGCCCCGACUACCUGCGGCUGGGCAGCCUGCGCGCCCGCAUCCCCGGCACACCCUGUGUUGCCCUGACUGCCACUGCCACCAAGCAGGUCCAGGAGGACAUUGUGGCAGCACUUAAGCUAAAGCAGCCACUCUCCACAUUUAAGACUCCGUGCUUCAGAUCUAACUUGUUCUAUGAUGUGCAGUUCAAAGAGCUCCUGACUGAUGCAUAUGCCAACCUGAAGGACUUCUGUCUGAAGGCACUUCAAGUGAAGGACACCACUGGGGUGUACUCUGGUUGUGGCAUCGUGUACUGCAGGACGAGGGACGUGUGUGACCAGUUGGCUAUUGAGCUGAGCUACCGAGGAGUGAAAGCCAAGGCCUAUCAUGCAGGACUCAAGGCAGCUGAGAGGACUUCAGUCCAGAAUGAAUGGAUGGAGGAGAAGAUCCCUGUUAUUGUUGCAACCAUCAGUUUUGGAAUGGGAGUAGACAAAGCAAAUGUCAGAUUUGUUGCUCACUGGAACAUUGCUAAGUCAAUGGCUGGAUAUUACCAAGAAUCUGGGAGAGCUGGGAGGGAUGGGAAGCCAUCCUGCUGCCGCCUCUAUUACUCAAGGAAUGACCGGGAUCAAGUCAGCUUCCUGAUCAAGAAGGAGCUCUCUAACAUCCAAGAAAAAAAAGGCACCUUAAAGGAAUCUGACAAGGCUGUGAUGACAGCUUUUGAUGCCAUUGUGAACUUCUGCGAGGAGCUGGGAUGCCGCCAUGCUGCCAUAGCCAAGUACUUUGGUGAUGUCACCCCACCUUGCAACAAGUGCUGUGAUUACUGCAGGAACCCAGGGGCAGUGAAGAGGCAGCUGGAGUCAUUGGAGCACUGCAGCAACAGCUGGAGCAAAACCUGCAUCGGGCCCACGGGUUCCUCCUGGGAUAGCUAUGACCCAGAGCUGUAUGAAGGAGGGAGGAGAGGCUGCAGAGGUUUUAGCAGGUACGAUGAAGAAAGCAGUGGGAAUUGGGAUGAAGAUAAUGAAGAGAGUCGGAAACGGGAGUGGAACAACUUCUACAAAAAGCAGAUGAGUCUGCGCAAGGGCAAAGAACCAGAAAAGGAAGAUUUUGUUCCUCCAAGUGCAGACUGCCCCUUGAAGGACGCCUCCAGCAGGAGAAUCUCUAAGCUCACAGUGAAGGGACGGGAACACUGCUUGAAGAUGCUGGAAGAAGCCUUGAGCACCAAUCAAAAGGUUCCAGCAGAAGGAGGAAGAGGGUCAGACCCUCAUGCCUGUGCUGUGGAGCUGGAGUAUGAAGCUUUCCGAACUAGUAAAAUGGCAAACUCAUACAAGGCAACGGUGCUAAAGAAGCUAGCAGAAAUCAACAAAGCCUCAAAACAAGGAGAGCUGUUCUCAGUCUUUGGGUCUGGAACUGGUGGCAGCAGCAGCUUGGAAACAAAAUCUGGGUCUCCAGCAGAAGAGGACUUUCUCCCUGCAUCCCAGGUUUACUCAUUCAAACCCAAGCGUGUGGGAGCAGGAUUUCCAAAGAAAUCCAGUGUGUUCCAGACAGCUUCAGAACUGCUGAAGAUCCAGGAGGAGAGUGAUACAAAGCCUGUCAAAAAAGAAGUAGAUUGUCUAAAUGGGCAAGACAACAGCACCUCUAGUCUGGAACUGGACACCAGAAACUCUGUUCUCCAGAAGAAAAAAGUGGCAACCAAAGCAACGUGUGAAAGUGCUGGGGUAGAGGUAUUCCUUCCUGAAAAGAAGGAACAGAGACGCAGUCCAGACACAAAAGCUGCCCUUUGGGAGAGUCCUACUAAGAAGUCCAAACCUAGCAAGAAGCAGCAAAUGCUUGCAGAAGCAGCUAAAAAAGAAUCACAGGAUAUUUCCAAAUUUUUCUCUGUCUCCAAAGGUGGGUCUAAAGCCAAAAGUUGCAGCUCAGCAAAGGGAGAUGGCUGUUCUGCAAGCACAGUACCUCAGGUUUCUUCUCAAAGCAUAUGUCAAGAGAAAGCAGAACCUCAGGAAAACAACAGUAUCUCUAGAGAAGAUAUGACUGGACAGUCCCAGGCAGCAAAUGAUGAACUGGAAGAGACAGAAGUAACCCUGAAUGAGAGAAGAGAGGAUUUUCAGACCCAGCAGACUGCUGAAUCUGAACUCCUUCAGGAAGAAAUUGAUGUAAAAUCCAGUGUUGCUGAAAAUGUUUCAGAAACUGAGCUAACUGUUGUUGGGGAAGGUGAAUGUGGGAAGCGACCAGGAUCAGAUGAGGAUCUGGAAAGCCCUGCAGCAAAGCGGCUACGGACAGUGGCAAAAUCUUCAAGUCAGUCCCAGUCAGAAAGCAAAACAAAGAAGAAGGUGACUUUUGAUCCAAACUUAUCAGAGUGUGAUAAAGAAGGAACAAGCAAGUCCAUACAGCCAGUGACCAAAAGCACAUCCCUCAAGGACACAGCAGACAUUGUUGUCAAAUGUUUGACUCCAUUCUACAAGGGUGGCAAAUUUGCUUCCAAGGAUCUGUUUAAGGGCUUUGCUCGGCACCUGUCUCACCUACUGACUGAAGAGCAGAACCCUGCCCGCAAGACUGUGAAGGAGGAAGCACAGAGACUCAUCAAAGAGUUUUUUAAAACAAGGGUCAGGUGUGAAAGUGAGACAGAUUGGCAGGAGCUGCAGAGCUCAGAGAGCUGA